AUGUCAGAUCGAGAAUUCAGCUCAAAUGACGACCUGUCGCUUCCUAAAGCGACGGUCCAGAAAAUCAUCACAGAGAUCCUCCCGCCAUCCUCCGGGCAGUCAUUCUCCAAAGACGCGCGCGAUCUCCUCAUGGAAUGCUGCGUCGAGUUUAUCACCCUGAUCUCCUCCGAGGCCAACGACAUUAGCGAGAAGGAAGCGAAGAAGACUAUCGCCUGUGAGCAUGUGGAGCGGGCUCUGCGUGAUCUCGGAUUCGGCGAUUACAUCCAGGAUGUCCUUGCCGUGGCGGAGGAACAUAAGGAGCAACUGAAGUCGCGGGAAAAGAAGCAGAGCAAGAUGGAGCAGAGCGGGUUAUCGGAGGAGGAACUGCUCCGGCAGCAGCAGGAGCUAUUCCGUUCUGCGACGGAGAAGUAUCAUUCUGCUGAUUAA
Aspergillus puulaauensis is the source of this 426-nucleotide messenger RNA. It is a transcript of the gene nctB, whose product is annotated as negative cofactor 2 transcription regulator complex subunit NCB2. Gene Ontology annotation, biological process: RNA polymerase II preinitiation complex assembly; negative regulation of transcription by RNA polymerase II; chromatin remodeling. The transcript has 4 exons. Gene Ontology annotation, cellular component: negative cofactor 2 complex. Gene Ontology annotation, molecular function: core promoter sequence-specific DNA binding; protein heterodimerization activity; general transcription initiation factor activity. Lineage: Eukaryota; Fungi; Ascomycota; Eurotiomycetes; Eurotiales; Aspergillaceae. The coding region runs from base 1 to 426 and encodes 141 amino acids. The record is from RefSeq and is a predicted model, not a curated record.